Messenger RNA from Neltuma alba, 2773 nucleotides. RefSeq names its product G-type lectin S-receptor-like serine/threonine-protein kinase LECRK3. Lineage: Eukaryota; Viridiplantae; Streptophyta; Magnoliopsida; Fabales; Fabaceae. Gene Ontology annotation, biological process: recognition of pollen; protein phosphorylation. The transcript has a single exon. Gene Ontology annotation, molecular function: ATP binding; protein serine/threonine kinase activity. The record is from RefSeq and is a predicted model, not a curated record. The coding region runs from base 198 to 2567 and encodes 789 amino acids.
UGUUCAAAUCUUCCAGCUGGCAGAUAUGUCAUCUUCAUCGUCAGAAAAAGAUCAAAUCAAACCAUAGGGUUGGACAAUUCCAUUGUCCGAAUUAACUGCAUCUCCUCAUAUACGCUUCUGCAUAUAAUUUCUUUCGUUUUUAGCUUUUACACCUAGCUGGUCUCCCUCGCCAAUCUCUCUUUCUUACCCACGAUUUAAUGGAUGUUCAUGUUCCCACUAAACUCCUUGCGCUCUGUGUCCCUUUUUUCCUGUUUCUUCUAUGCUCUAAUGCUCAGACGAGCUCAAAUUCUAUCCAACUGGGCUCAAGCAUCGUUGCUGGCUCUAAUAAAUCUUGGACAUCACCUUCUGCUGAUUUUGCUUUUGGGUUCUACCCUCUCCCCCAUGGUCGCUACCUUGUGGGUAUUUGGUUCGAUAAGAUUAAUCCCCAGAAAACUCUGGUCUGGUCCGCAAAUCGUGAUGACCCGGCUCAGAUUGGAUCCACCAUCAAUCUCACACUCAGUGGCCAGUUAGUGCUGCUUCAUGCCAAUGGUUCGUUAGUUUCCAUCUACAAUCAAACAAAUAAUGCUUCUUCUGCUUCAAUGCUGGAUAAUGGAAACUUUGUCCUGAAAAACUCACUCUCAAACAUCAUCUGGGAGAGCUUUGCUUCACCCACAGAUACCAUUCUACCAGGCCAAAACUUGGUCAUGAGUCAGAUUCUUUAUUCAAAUGCCAAUGGAACACUAGACUACUCGACGGGGAAUUACAAGUUGGAGGUCCAAUCUGAUGGAAACAUUGUUAUCGCUGCUUUCAGGUAUUCCGGUCAUGCUUAUUGGUUCACUGGAACAAUCGAAAACAAUAGCGUCAGCAUCGUCUUCGACAACAAUACAGCUAUGCUUUACGCCGUCAAUGGCACCCGAAACAUUUACCAAAUGACAACCCAAAGCCAGCUGCCCAACCCAAUCGAAGAUUUCUACCAUCGAGCGACAAUCAACGAUCAUGGUAACUUCGAACAGUUGAUUUUUCAUAAAAAAAACGGAACAGAGUGGACGCUUAUAUGGGAUGCUAUAACAGAGCCCUGCUUAGUGGAUGCUAUUUGUGGGGUAAAUGGCUUUUGCACUUCACCUGACAACAAGGUGAUCAAUUGUAGCUGCUUGCCUGGGUAUACACCUUUGGAUCCUUAUGUUCCCUCCAAAGGCUGUUAUCGUAAUUUGGAGAUGGAUUUUUGCGCUGCAAAUUCAUCUGCCUCGGACUUCACUGUGCAAGAAAUUUCAGAUGCUGAUAUACCCAACUUGAAUUUUGCUGAUAUGCAGUGGAUACCUAAUUCAGAUUUGAUUAGUUGCACGAGGGAAGUGAUGAGUGAUUGUUUUUGCAUGGCUGGUGUUUUGAUUGGCACUGAUUGUUUCAAGAAAAGGACACCUCUUUUGAAUGGAAGAAUAAGCAUCCCGACGACCAGUAAAAGGGUGGCGCUAGUUAAAGUUCCUGUGGUUCGCAAAGAUGAUGGAAAUGACUCACCUUCUUGGAUUGUUCUGCUUGUAUCAUUCAUAUCUUGUUCCCUGCUCGCUCUUGUUUUUGCAGCUUCUGCUGUUCAUCAUAACCCAAAGUUUCGCCGUUGGAUACGUAAGGAGCCACCUCCCAACCCAAAGCCAGUGGACAUAAAUCUAAAGACGUUUUCAUUUCAAGAGUUGAGAGAGGCAACAAAGGGGUUCAAGAACAAACUUGGUCGAGGAGCAUUUGGCACUGUGUAUAGUGGGAUUUUGACGUUGGAGGGCGAACAGGUUGAGGUUGCCGUGAAACAACUGGAAAAAGCAGAGGAUCAGGAUGAGAUUCGUGAGAAGGAGUUUGUGACCGAAGUUCAAGUCAUUGGUCUGACUCAUCACAGGAAUCUUGUCAGGUUAUUAGGCUUCUGUAAUGAACGAAAUCAUCGUCUCCUAGUUUACGAGAUGAUGAAAAAUGGGUCGCUCUCCAGUUUACUUUUUGGGGAAGGGGAUAAACCCAGAUGGGAAGACAGAGCCAAGAUUGCGCUUGAAGUUGCAAGGGGCUUGCUAUAUUUGCAUGAAGAAUGUGACCCACAAAUCAUCCAUUGCGACAUAAAGCCACAGAAUGUUCUUCUUGACUCCAAUUAUACGGCAAAAGUUUCUGAUUUCGGCGUUGCAAAGCUGCUAAAGAAAGACAGAACUCGAACCAGCACCAACGUCAGAGGGACAAUGGGAUAUAUGGCACCAGAAUGGCUCAAGAAUGCUCCCGUCACGGCAAAGGUUGAUGUGUAUAGCUUUGGGGUCAUGUUGUUGGAGACCAUAUUCUGCAGAAGGCACAUAGAGCUACAUCCGAGUCAAGAUGAAGGAGAGGGUGAGGACAUGAUACUCAUAGAUUGGGUUUUAUAUUCAGCAAAAGAAGGAAAUUUAAGAGUGAUGGUGGAUCACGAUGUUGAAGCUCUAAAUGAUUUCAAUAGGUUUGAGAGGAUGACUAUGGUUGGAUUGUGGUGCCUGUCUCCUAAUCCAGCGGUUCGGCCAACUAUGAAGAAGGUGACACAGAUGUUGGAAGGAGCCAUGGAGGUUGGUGUUCCUCCUUUGAUUGAUGCACAAAUGUGACAACUUAAUUUGUAACCAAAUUUGUAUCCCUUUUCAAUUUUUUUUUUCCUGGCAUAUUCCGCCAUAUGAUUUUAAUCGAACGAAUUUCGUUUGAAGGCCUUCGCUUAGUGCAGUAAUUUUAUGCGAACCAUUUUAACUCACGUAAAGCUCCGACUUUUAGAUUCUGUUUGUUCACCACACAUGGAAGUGACACACAAAUUAGGCUC